Messenger RNA from Alternaria rosae, 2518 nucleotides. RefSeq lists its product as uncharacterized. Lineage: Eukaryota; Fungi; Ascomycota; Dothideomycetes; Pleosporales; Pleosporaceae. The record is from RefSeq and is a predicted model, not a curated record. Bases 94 to 2442 code for a protein of 782 amino acids. Gene Ontology annotation, biological process: proteolysis. Gene Ontology annotation, molecular function: metalloexopeptidase activity. The transcript has 7 exons.
CAUGCUUCCCCCAGGCGGCGACUGACACCGUUGCGCUUCAGUCAUAGCAAAUGUAGCAACAAGACGCCCUCGUGUACAACCAUCUACUCUGCCAUGAUGUAUUCAGACGAUCCAAGAUGUACCGAGCUCGCGUAUCCCGAUCUGGUCAACUUUGGCGUCUCCGUCUUCAUAGUCCUCGGGAUACUCGUGUCCUAUCUUCCGCAGCACUAUAAGAUCAUAUCGCGUCGGUCAUCGCGUGGUCUGAGCCCCAUGUUUGUCCUCCUAGGGACUGUGUCGGGAACCGCUAGCAUCGCGAACAUCUUGACCCUGCCGGAAAGCACGAGGGAUAUGGGAUGCUGUAAGGAGAUCGGGAGCUUCCCAUGCGCAGCAGCUAUGCUUGGGAUAGUGCAGAUCGGGGUGCAGUGGAGUUGUUUCUUCUUCAUCAUGCUACUUUUCCUCAUCUUCUUUCCUCGAGGUAGCUCACCAGCUGUUGAAGAAGAACAAGAUACCGACAUGCCCACAUGGAAAGAGGCCGUCCUCGUCUUAGGUGUCUCGCUCGCCUUCUUCGUCGUCGCAUUCAUCGGCUCAGUCGUCUUCGUAUACGCGCUUCCCUCACACAUUCGCGGAUGGGCAAACUUCCUCGGCUUGCUUGCUACGGUCCUUGCCGCCAUACAAUACAUACCACAGAUUUUCAUGACCUGGAGACUGCAGGAAACCGGAAGUCUCUCCAUCCCUAUGAUGUGCAUUCAGACACCGGGGAGCUUUGUCUUUGCCGCAAGUCUAUAUGCGAGACUAGGACCUGGAGGUUGGAGUGCUUGGGGCUUGUUCAUCUUCACGGGCAUCCUCCAGGGUUUUCUACUCGCCAUGGGUUUGUCUUUCGUCCUGAGAGAUAGAAAGAUGCAGAGAGACCAGCGGCUCGAUGAUGCCAACGGGACCGGCGUUGCUGAUGAUAGCGAGCGAGCGCCAUUGCUGCAUGUUCGCCGCUCUGACAAAAUGAAGGUUUCCAGUGCUAUCGUCCUUGCGGGCGCUGCGCAAGCAUUCGCUGCUGUGCGACCCCGGCCUAUGGUAUCAUCUGGACCAAUCCAGGCCGAGAUCAAGACUGAGAAGUUGAUGGGUAACCUCAAAGCUUUUGACUCUAUCGCAAAAGCGAAUGGUGGCAACCGCGCUUUCGGUCUUCCGGGCUACGCUGCAUCUGUUGACUACAUGCUCGCCAAAACGCAGAACACACAUUUCAAGACAUGGACCCAAGAUUUCCCUGCCCUUUUCAACAAGAUUGAAUCCAUCGAGUUCAGUGUGAGCAACAGCUCUUACCGUGUCAUUGGGUUGUCCUACUCGCCAUCGACCAUUCCUGAAGGAUUGACGCUGCCGCUUGUACUGGGUGCUUCUGGACCCGAAGGUUGCACAAACGAAGCCUACGACAACUUGGAUGUUGAGGGCAAGAUCGUCUUGGUGCAAAGAGGAGCAUGCCCUGAUGGUACUACCCUCGCUGGGCGCAUGAAGCCUGCCGCUGCCGCUGGUGCUUCUGCAGUAAUUAUCUACGCAAGCGACACUGCGAACGUUACAGGUGGCACCUUGUCCAACCCUAACCCCGAAUACGUGUCAACCGGCUACAUUAACCUCGCCGACGCUGAGCCCCUCGUUGCACGCCUCAAAGCUGGUGAAGCUAUCGAAGCGUACUUCCAGCAAACCCAAACCGUGGAAACACGCAUAACACAGAACGUCUUCACCGAGACCAAAGACGGUGACCCAACCAAUGUCAUCAUGCUCGGUGCGCAUCUCGACAGUGUACAAGCCGGCGCUGGUAUCAACGACGACGGCUCAGGCAGCACACUCAUCCUCGAGAUUGCCAAGGCGCUCAGGAGGUUCAACGUCAAGAACAAGGUCCGAUUCGCAUGGUGGGGCGCGGAAGAGAACGGUCUGCUUGGAUCCAAGUACUACACACAGAACCUGAACGCUACAGAAGCGAACAACAUCCUCACAUACCUCAACUUCGACAUGGUUUCCCGCGGCUACUUUGGUGUUUUCGAUGGUGAUGGCAGCACUUUCAACCUCACGGGUGCGCCAGGAUCAGCAGCCAUUGAGAAGCUCUUCGUUGAGCAUUUCCAGAAGGAGGGUGUGAACGUAACUGCCGCACGCUUCACUGGUGGAAGUGACUACCAAUCUUUCAUGAACAUUGGUAAGCCUGUCGGAGGCCUCCACACUGGAACGGGUGUCGAACAAGAUCCUUGCUAUCAUCAAGCUUGCGAUACUAUUGAUAACCCCAACCCGGAAACGCUUUUCAUCAACGCCAAGGCUGCUGCACAUGUACUUUCUAUCCUUGCGACCACCGGUGAACAGAUUAUUCCCAAGAGCCCUGUGAACGCUAGCAUGAUCACUGAGCGAGGUAUCAUCGGUGUUGAGCCGAGAUGGACGCUGCCCGCGGAAGGAGAAAUGCAUCUUUCGACUUGCGGACAUGAAGUCUAAUCGUCUAGAUUAAAAGACAUGUAUAUAGAAAGGGUCACAGUCAAGGCCAAAAAAAGAUCAUGAAACGCAUUGAAUG